Messenger RNA from Scutellospora calospora, 490 nucleotides. NCBI's taxonomy places the organism in Eukaryota, Fungi, Glomeromycota, Glomeromycetes, Diversisporales, Gigasporaceae. The record is from the annotation of a GenBank genome assembly.
AUCCUUGUUGGAGUUCACAUCAGUUUCUGUAAAAUCGAUCCUUCAUGGUUUCAAGAUGUUCGUUUCCCUCGCCUUGAUUACAGCAGCGCUGGCCGUGGUGUCAGCUGCACCAGGUCGAAACAGACAUGAAUCGCACAGCCACCAAAAGAUCGCAGAAGACGACUUUGUCCAAGUCGAUGGUCUUCGUUUCAAAGAUGCAGCGGGAAGCGUUUAUCUAACGGGUCUAAACUACUGGAGCUGCCUCAAUCUGGCAGCCGACGAGUCUGCAGGGGGGAACCAUUCUCGUUUGAUCCUAGAACUGGACGACAUGGCCAGCAAGGGCGUCAAUCAUCUUCGCAUCAUGGCCGCCUCUGAAGGCGCUCCCACCUGGCAACCAUUCCAUGUCGAAGCGCGGCAUGCGGGCGACCAUGACGCUGAACAACGAAUGGCAAUGGUCUGGCGGUUUCGCUCAGUACGUGUCGUUGGGGCAACUACACCGUCGAAGGCGUAG